This is a messenger RNA of Anopheles funestus (African malaria mosquito), 2430 nucleotides long. RefSeq lists its product as uncharacterized. The record is from RefSeq and is a predicted model, not a curated record. Lineage: Eukaryota; Metazoa; Arthropoda; Insecta; Diptera; Culicidae. Bases 529 to 990 code for a protein of 153 amino acids. The transcript is spliced from 4 exons.
CUAGUAAAACAGAGAAUGAAUAAAACAUGUUUUGUAAAUCGCUAAAGAAAAUCCCUUAAAAUUUUAAAAAGAAAUAUCUCAUAAGCAAAUAAUUCGAAAACUUGUCACAUUCGUCGUCCAACACAUCGUCAAAUCUCAUUCCACGAUUUCGGGAACUGCGCAUGAGCGCCAAACGUCAACCGUAACGCAGAGCAACGACAUCCUCCACGGCACUCCAACGCUACGCAUCCGUCCCAGGACAGGACAUUCAUUUUUCGUGUAGGCCAGUCAAAACAAUAAAUACUCGUAACUCGUAACCCGAUUUCGUGCUGUUCCAAUGUCCGUUUAUUACGUUAAUGCGUUUGCAGUAGUCUGAUGUGCCAAUUCUUCAUAUCAAAGUGAAGUUAAAGUGUGAAGUUUAUUGGAGAGCAUUCGGCGUGUUACAUAUCCUUUUGGGGUGCAUUCCUGUGCAUUUGCAUUGGGAUAUUGUUGGUAGAGAGGGAGAGUACUGCAAUAGCGAUAGUGUCAAUUAUUCACACAAAACAAACGAUGCGUUGCUCGGUGUGUAAUUACUAUUCGUGGAGUUACUUCAUCGCGUUUGGAGAAAUCUUCAUCUCGUUUCACAUUGCCCGAGCUUUCCUGCACUGUGCCCGUGCGACGACUGUUUCACAGGAGCUAGCCUGCAAUGAUGUGGAGCCUAUCUUCGUGCUACUGGUGCUGUACAACUUACUAUCGUUGCUACUUAUCAUCGGUGUGACAAAGCGCAAUGAAAAGUUACUGCAGAUUUAUCAAACAUGCACAAUUACAUUGAAAGCGUCAGCCAUCGUACGCCGGAUAGUACUCAGCGCGACCGAGUACAACGAGAACAAUGUAGGGAAAACCAUCAUUGAGCUUAAAAUCAUCAUUGUCUUCACACUAAUAUUCACCCUGGAAGCGCUCGUAGUUGCCGGUGCCUGUCGGAAAAUGCGUCGGGAGCAACAGGAACAGCUUUACUACAUCGAUGUAGUUUAGUAACCAUGUGGUCAGAGAGAGAGAGUAACAUAGCAGCACACUACUAGACGGUAUGCUAUCGGACAAAGACAGGUUGCAUUUUCCGUCCAUCUGUCGCACCGUAGUCAUCGCGUUAGGGGGUGAACACCUCUUUUUAUUUGCGCCAAUGCUGCCAAGAAAGUGUCGCCUCGUCGAAAACGGGACGAUUGAUGUCGGGACCGUUCCAAGUCAUUCCAUCCACUACGGGGUUCCGGGUGGACUCGCGCAAUUAAACAUACCUUACCAACAUACAUAUAUUUACAUUUUACAUUCGCGUUGUACGUGCUUCUUAGAGGAUUAUACAGCAGAGCAGAGGUGGUAAAACAUAAAGCAUAAAACUCAUAACAUAAAGGAAGGAUAAGCAGUAGAGAACAAACACUAACCCCGCAAUGGAUCGCACGUAAAGCGCAAGAACAGUUCGUUACCAGUUGUGAUCGGUGCGAAUGAUGUGACUGUUUUGCCCAAUGUGCAUCCCUUAAUCCAGUGCUUUUUGUAAACUGAUUAGGAAAACAUGAUUAGAAGCAAAACGAAAAAAACAAAACAAAAAAUUGUGCGAAACUCCCAAAAAAGAUCGAUUUAGAGAGGCCUGAUGAUUUAUGUUCGAUUUUUCGAUGCAUUUAGAAUAAAACCUAUACCAGUUAUGUCUUAAAGCAAAACGUGUUUAAUUAAAUUUUAAAAUAUUUUGUACUAUUUUUUUCUUCUACUAAUAUUACCGAUCGUCUGCUAACUAGUCUGAAAAUGAUUUGCCCGCUACAAAACUUGUCUUGAACACACCUUACCCCGUCACUACAUGCUUAACUGCUUGCUUCAAAACAACGGACCAUCAUGAAAGCUCGUCUCCGGAUGAUGCUACAAACUCCUGUGAUACAAAAAAUGGAUGCUACUAACAGUACCGCAGAUUUAUUCGUUUUGUUGUCUUGUGUGUUUGGCGCUGGAAAAUCUAGUCCGGUGGCCAGAACAAAUUGUAACAAGAUAAAUAGUUGAACGAAGAUGUUUUUGACCACCGUGUCAUACACCGGGCAAAAUACAAACGGAAUCGAAUAUUAGAAGUCGGAUAGCACCAAUUAGAAGCAGCUUCGAGUAGCAUAAAAAAUAAAAACCGGAUUAUCGAACUUGGCUUUUUUCUCAUUUUAUGACCGUCACCGUACCAUCAAUACUCAGGUAAUCAUAACUACGAUUCCAACAUAGCUUCCGAAACAGAUCGAACAUUUGUAUGUGGUGGUCUUUAUUUAUCUAGCAAGAUGGCCAAACGCGUUGUUCAUACCGGCAUCGUUGAAGCAAGUUUCACAAGACAGUAAUAAAUUCAAUACCAAUGCAGUAAUUAUUUGAGUAAAAAGAAUCUUAUUGCAACCCACUGGCAUUAAAAUAAACCAACUUUUAAAAUUUUGCAAAAUUUCUCAAAAAAAAGGUAAGGCUAUAUAU